CGUGCAUACACGCGGGCAAUGCUGGCUGUGAAAGCCGAGCAGAGCUACUCAGAGUGAUUCGUGAUGCAAGACUCCACUCAAGGGCUACUUGGCUUGUACCUCAUCACCAUCUACCAAUCCUUUCAUUCACGGUUCGCAGGCACAGCGCGGCUGCCCGCCAUAUCAACGACACCCGGAACGCCAAGAGUCUCACAGCGCGAGGUAGACCGGCGAAGAUAGCGUCUCUUCUCCGCGCGCGAGAGUAAGAUGCAACAGGUCUAACACCCGCGCACUUGGACGCCGCCCAUCCUUCGCUCGCACCGCGCUGCACGACCGAUCGACCGACCAUUCUUCCUUGUUCACCUAAUUCGUCGAGCGCUUCAUCCACAGCCAAUAUGAGACGGGCUCAAUCAACACAUGGCCCAGGUCAGGGGCAUGAACAUGGACAUGGAAACGGGCAUGGUGCAUCGCAUUCUCUCUCUUCUCAAGCUUCUCAGACCUCCAUCUCCUCCUCGCACGUAUCCACGCCCACCACAUCCACCUCGAUGAGCGGCUUCGGUGCAAAUCUCGACGAAUCAGACUCUUCCCAAGCUGUGGGCGAAAAGUCUUUCUGCUCCCCUGCGAUGAUCAACAUCCUCCUCGUACCUGCUCAUCCGCAUGUGCCCAAAGAGGAAUUUGAAAGAUGGAGCAAGGCAGUCAAAUACUUUGAGAAUGUCAGGUUGAGCGAUUUGCCUCCGAGCAAGAAUGGGGCUAGAAGAGUGGGCAGCAACACGCCCUUGGGCAAAAAGGGCGAGGUUCACAUUUCCUUCAUCACCUGGUAUGACUCAUCGCAUGAUUUCCUAUCUCCUUUUAGCGUGCAUCGGCAAGUCCUGGGCGUAUUGGGAUUGGGAACAUCAACUUCGGAUGGGAGACAUCGACAUGCGUUGGAAAGAGCUCCGACGAGAUUGAAGAGGGACCAUCCCUACGCUUUGAGUCAUCGCGUGUGGGCAUUCGAUAUUGGCGCUGUCAGGCCUCAAACGAUGGAUCUGAGCUCCCUCAUGGCUGCGGUCAACGAUCAGACUGAGGAGGAAGAGGAUGAGGACGAAGCUGGAUCUGGAAGUGUGCGAGGGUAUGAUCUCUCGGGAAACAGCGCAAAGACAUCUAGCCCUUCUACUUCUAGCCCUUCACGAUCUAAGCGCGCUUCAUCUGGAGGUUUUACGGGAAGAGACGUGCAGGAUUUAGUCGUCUUUCCAGCAGUGAGGGCCGAUUUGAAGGAUGUGAAAUUUUAUCUGCGCACCCUCUUGCCGGAGUUUAUAGCUCAGGUGGUGGACAACUUGCAAUUGGCGGUGGAUGCUUUGCAAGGCACGCCGCUCGAAACACCUCGAGAGACGCUGGUCAACGCUCUAGGAUCUUCGUCCGGCUCGAGAUCAGGAGACUCGGGCUACAGGGGCGAGGGAAAGGCGUCUGCUGGUCAAGAGAUAAUGCAUCGCGGUCCCGUGUCACCUACGGGCGAUAUGGGAACCGUCUCCAGUCCAUUGAGCAUACCCUUGCCCCAUCAGCAUGCGCCCACUUCCCCGGGCCCUCUGACCUCGCCAACCAGCGCCACUUCGCGCGCAUCGGCCUUCUUCAGCUCUUUUAGCUCCUCAUCCAAAUCUACUGGCACAGUCGACUCUUCGGCAGCGUCGCAAUCUUCAAGUCCCGGAUCCUCCAGCGUCGCAGGGGGCGCACUCGCCACUGCUGCUCUAUCCUCCGCCUCAUCCACAUCCGCCUCUUCGUCAGCCAUCUCGAACAAAGUUCGCAAGUCGAUCAAGAGACAAAGCGUGGGACUGACGGGUCCGCACGGCUUGGGACGAUUUUCCAAAGUCAAGGCCGAUGCUGCUCUGCUUUGUGGAGAUUUGUGGAGCGCUUUGAGCGGGUAUGAUACGGCUUUGGGAGCUAUCGGAAGAGAGAGAGCUUUGGCAGGAGGGGCGGAUGCGGUCUGGUACGCUGGAGCUCUGGAAGGUUGGGCGGUUGCCAGAGUGCUUGUUAGACGGAUGGGCGGAAGCGUGGAAGAAAAGGCUCCGGCCUCUUCGCUACCGGGAGGUAGCUCAACCAGCACAGUCAAAGAAAAGGACAAGAAGGGAUCGGAAAAGGAAAGGGAUGGAACAAACGAGAAACCGUUUGCGGGUACGCCGUGGGCCGAUAUCGCCGAAGCGUAUGCUCUAGCCAUCCAGAUCUACUCCAAGUGUCUAGCUCCUCUUUCUUACCUCUUGGAGCCUGCCAAAUUCGUGACGGCUGAUUCGCCGCGAGACUAUACGCAUCCGCUGAUCCACGCCAGCGCAUGCUUGGCGUAUUCUCGCUUCUUGCUGGCAAUUUGGGCCAGCGGUGGAUAUAAUGGCGAAGCGUUCGACCAAAUGAUUUAUGGAGGAAUACCGCCCGUACUGGCAGAGACUACGCGUCCAACCACCGCGACCUACAUUCAACACUCGACGGCUUGCAACAUUCAAAGGUACGAGAUUGCAGCGCCAGCUUCGCAAGCUUUGACGCACAGCUUUGCGGCGCUCAAACCUGCCGAUCAGAUCUUCAUUUUGAGCUCGUCGGCUAGCGUGUUUGGAUGCAUUGGGUUCGCUAGGAGAGAGACGUACUUGCUCAGACAGAUGCAGGUGGUCCUGCUCGGCAUGUUUGCCAGAACCAUCACGGACAGAUCUGCAGCACAGCAAGAUAGGUCCUUUGCAGAUAGACCCUUUGUCAGUUCCUAUUCGGACGACGUAGUGCGCACGCUAGAGAUUGCCCGCAAGGUGUGCGACGAAGCUUAUGCAAUCCAGCCGGAGAAGGGAGCUGCUUGGAACGUGCUGGCUCUUGCUCAGGGGGUACUGGAUGUGCACGGCAUCAGCACCGACGUACCAACCACCAAACACAUCUCUAGGGAACACUUUCUGUCCAGAUAUUUGAGAUUCGACGAGCUAGUCUCAGAUUUGAGGGAGGACGAUGGAGGAUCAGAGGAGGAGGAGGAGGCAGAAGGACCGGAAGGAGCAGCAAAGAGGGAAUACUUGCGACAUGCAGCUGGCGUCAGGGCUUCUUGGGGUGCUCAAGCGAGCUUGGAAGGACUUGGAUCGAGCCGCGCGGAAAGCAUCUCUGGCGUUUCGUUAUUACAAGACGAGGCGCCGUUCGGCUGGGCCGAGCAGCAGAUGGCUCUGUUGCGCGACACGAUAGGCAUUUGCGAGAUGCUAGGCGAUGAAACGUCGGCUGUGUUCUUUGCUUCUUUGCUGCUCAGGGAUUUCCAUUGGUUAUUGGCACCGUCCGAACAAGCUCAUUUGAUUGCGGCCAUCCACAAAGCGACGCAAGAUGCGAGGCUGGAAAGAGGCAGCAGGACACUCAAGGUCAAGUACUGGGGCCCACCUGAACCGGUCGUCGAUAUUGAGGCUAUUCCUAUCGAUCCCGAACGAAAGACGUUCACGAGACCUGCACACGAGAUUAGGAACGGCUCUGGCGAGAAUGCGCCAGACUUAUUGCAGCUCAAUGCGCCGGCCGGACUCGACAAUCCCUUUUUCUGGAAUCACGGAUCCAGCGGAAUGUCAGGCAAUCCGGCAAACACGGAGUCUGUAAACGCUGCAGGGACAAAGAUGGCGGCGGUGUGCGACGAACCUUGCGGGUUCGUGGUCACCUUGCAAAAUACCUUUUCCGUCGGCUUGGAAAUAGAUUGUAUCAAGCUGGAGACUAGCGGUGCAGAUUUUGUGCCGGACGAAUUGAGAGGGAUCGUCAUGCCGCCCUUGUCCACGCAUCAGAUUCUCCUCACGGGCACACCGACCAAAGUGGGCACGACUCGCGCCAGGGGAUGCAGUAUUGCGCUAUCGGGAUGCGCGCCUCGUAGCUUCAGGGUACUCAACAAAGACGCAAAGGACAAGGUGCAGAUUGCUCAGAGUAACGAAUUGGACGAUAGGCGCUUGAAGAUCAAGGCUACGGGACUAGAUGCUAGACCCCUCGUUCUUGCUCAGGCUAGAAUGGCUGCUGCUUUACAACGCAACGAAAGUUCAACUAGUGCUGAUGUGACCAACAAGAAAAUCGUCUCGACCCCCAGCAGCAAGAUUGUUUCUUGUCAAGUGGUCGACCCCCAACCUCUGCUCGUCCUUCAAAGCGCCUCCACGCCCCACGGCUCCCUCGUCCUCCUAGAUGGCGAAAUAACCACGAUCAGGUUGCAGGUGUUGAAUGCGGGAACUUUACCGGUGGAUUGGAUUCGUCUGUCUUUUAUGGACAAUCUGAGCGAAAAGAUGAAGAAGGAGCUCAACGAAGGAGAACUGAACUCUUCGCAGGCUUUUUUGGCCGAGGAUAAGUUGCUGCGCUCACCCGUGCUCAGCUAUUCGCUCUCACCUAGGCACGCAAAGCACCAGGUCUCACCCGGCGAGACGCGCGAGUUGCAGGUGGACGUGAGAGCGCGCGUAGGCUGUACGCAUCUGAGCAUCUUUGCGGAUUAUGCCUACGUCGACGGACCUGGAAGAGGUGGAUUACAAACGGACGAAGCGCGCGAUUGGUAUCAUCGAAGACUGAGCGUACCGCUAGCCAUCACUGUCCUACCCGUUGUUGAGCUGGGCAAGCUGGAGGUGAAGACGCUCAGACCUUACGAAGCGGUCAGGACUUUGGCGGAUGGACUCAAGGCGCUGGAAAGGGCGGGAGGCGGUUUGCCUGACGGCUUGGCUGAUGCCAAGUUGUUUGAGAGAUUGCUCCAAGGCAGACCGGACAAGGAAUGCCUCGUCUCUUUUCCUAUUGUCAAUGCGCACCGCAAUAAUGUGGAAGUUGUCGUUUCCCUCAAAGAUGAAGCCUAUCACUCCAAGCUUCGAGUCCGACGAUCCCUUCCUCAAAAUGCGCGAGCUCAGAUCGUCUUUCCCUUUCCAAGGCUGGACAUUUCGACAGAAGAGCUGGACAGACCCAUCCCUUCUCUAUCCUCGCGCCAAUUCGUCGUGCCCAAAUCCAAAUCAUCGCCGUCCGAGCAGGCCGUCGCGCGAGCUAGAUUUUGGCUUGCGCAAGAUAUUGUGGCAAAGCUUUCUGGUUGGAGGGAACGCGCGUCUGCCGUCCUAUCUGAUGGCAUCGGGGGAGCGAAUCAACACGCGUCUCUUGAAGGAGCGUCCACGAAUGCUAGAAGUUCGAGUGCGAGAUGGAUCGACAGGAGUACUGGAAGAAAAGGCUACAUCGAUCUCUCAUCGUUGAUGGUCGCUGAUGAUCACCUUCAAUGUCUGCGCCAGGACCCUCUCUCGCUUUCACUGCAUAUCUCGGCAUUCGCAGGUGGAGACGCUGUGCAGGAAAAUGGACUGGUCGGUUCUGAGGAGGCGAAUGGACGAUUGUCAUCCGAGAAAGAUGCAAAUGAGGGCGUUCAGCGUACUAAUGGUACGCUCAACAACGGUGUGCGAUCCGCAUCCAAGGUGCGCACAGAGUUGAGCGAGCGGACGCUGCGCACUACAGCAGAGACGUACAUCGACAUUGUCGGCACAAUGCGUAACGAGAGCGCGCGCAAAUUGCGCUUGACGUAUCGUUUGAUUCCUAUUGCAGCAUCAUCCUCAUCAUUUUUGAGCAGCUCUUCCGAUUCUGCUUCCGCUUUCUCCGCGCAACAACAACAGCAACCACAGCAGCAACAGCAACAACAGUCCAACGAUCCGCUCCUGGCCAACAUCCUCGUGACUUCUGGCAAUUUGACCGGCAACAUCUCGCCUUGGCCCGUACUGCCCGAUCAAAAAGGUCACUUCAGUGCUGGCCUCACCUUCCUCGCAAAGGGUCAAUACAACUUUAUCGCCGUCAUCGAGGAAUGUCCCACUUUCCAAAGCAGAGGCUUCUCAUCCGACUCGCGCCAACAUUUCUACGGCGCCGGCGUCGAAGCGAAGGAUUCGCAUUCGGCCGACGCUGCUGCUGCUGCUGCUGCUGCUGCUGCGAGACAAGCGCUAGAGAUGAGAGCUCGCGUUCAGGUACCUUUUAAGGUCAUCGUUGACGAGAGACCCGAAGGUUGAGGGCAUGUGGUGCUUUGGUAUUUGUACGCAAUCUGACCCGUCACCUUUGCCCUUAUUUCAAAAAAAAAAAAA
Molecule: messenger RNA, 6002 nt
Organism: Ceraceosorus guamensis
Lineage: Eukaryota; Fungi; Basidiomycota; Exobasidiomycetes; Ceraceosorales; Ceraceosoraceae
Exons: 4
Coding region: 375-5930 (1851 amino acids)
Cellular component (GO): trans-Golgi network
Source: RefSeq, a predicted model, not a curated record